This is a messenger RNA of Saprolegnia diclina VS20, 2137 nucleotides long. RefSeq lists its product as hypothetical. NCBI's taxonomy places the organism in Eukaryota, Oomycota, Saprolegniomycetes, Saprolegniales, Saprolegniaceae. Bases 30 to 1763 code for a protein of 577 amino acids. Gene Ontology annotation, molecular function: 3',5'-cyclic-nucleotide phosphodiesterase activity. The transcript is spliced from 6 exons. The record is from RefSeq and is a predicted model, not a curated record. Gene Ontology annotation, biological process: signal transduction.
ACGUUUUCAGCCGGAAAUAACCUGCAGGCAUGGCGCGUUCCGGUGUCGCACCGCUGCCGACGAAAGGGCCGCUGACGCACGCGAUCCCGAGCAAGCUCUCGCUCACCUUUAGCGACACGUCGCUCGAAGGCCAGUACGAGCGCACCCAGUGGGAUCGGUACAGUGUCAAGCGCGCGCUUGGCGGGACGCUUGGGUUUGUCGCGGGUCUCUGGGGGGUCGUGCUCCUCGCCAAGAACGAGUUGCUCUCUGUCUACCACGCGAGCGCCACCGCGUGGGUCCUGCCAGUCGUUGGCGGCCUUCAAUGUUGCGUCUGGGCGGCGUACGCAAGCUUGGUUUUCUGGCGGCUCGAGCUCCGGUAUGGGUGCGUCCUUCGGUCGUUUCUCGCGCUGGCGACGCUGGCGACGGUCGAAUUGCUCGUCUUCGGCACGAACCAGCCGACGUACCUCAUCACACUCUUUGCCGUCGUCGUCGCGCUCACGUGGCAUCUGCCGUUUCUGGAGUUUGUCGUCUUCAUUGGCGUUGUCGUCGUCUCGAGCGGGGUGGUCUGGGGCGUCACGUCCCAAGAUUGGGUCGGCUUCGUCGUCCACGUGAGCUUCCUCGCGGUUCUCACGCGCGACUACCAUGAGCGAAAGCAGACGCAGCGGCUUCGCUUCAUGCAGACCAAGACCGACUUGAUCGACACCGCCGAGCUGCCGAACCCAAGCGCGCACAGCGGCAUGGAGCUCGUGCUUGAGACGCUCUGUCAACUGCGCUUGCAACACCCGACGACAAAGGCGCUCGACGUCGUGCUCCAAACACUCCUCUCCGAGACCGAUUUGUUUACAACGUUGCCAAUACAAACCGGCGGCGACGACCAAGAAGUCGGCGAGUGGUGGCGGCUCCUCGAAAGCACCAACAAGCGCCUUCGAAAGCGACGCGAGUCGAGUCUCCUCGUCCAGUCGCGGCGCAAGUCGGACUUGGACUUGCAAAACUCGAUCGUGCAGCAAAUCCGGGUCCUGUACCCGUCGGGCUCGCAAGAGCUGCGGUCGCCGACGAUCGCGUCGAUUCCGACGGCCGAGCCAGGCAUGUUUACGCCCGAGUGGCUUCUCAACCACUGUGGGUCAGGCGCGAUCAACAUUUUCGAGCUCUCCCAGCACUGCCAGUACCCCAUGACGUCCAUCUUGCUCGCAACGCUCGCGCACCAGCACCUCUUUGGCACGCUUGGCAUCUCAAUGGGCAACAUUGCCGAGUUUGCCCUCGAGGUCGAAGGCCACUACCACGCCUCCAACCCCUACCACAACGCAAUGCACGCGGCCAGCGUCAUCUGGGAUGUGCACCAACUCAUGGUGCGCGUGACACGACUCAAGCCGCUGCAGCUCUACUCGCUUUUGGUCGCGGCUGCUGUCCACGACGUGGACCACCCCGGCGUCAACAAUACCUUUCUCAUUCAUAGCAACCACCCGCUCGCGCUUCAGUACUCGGACGACUCGGUGCUGGAGCGCAUGCACCUCGCGCGCGCGUUUGAGCUCAGUCGCAAGAACGGGUGCAACCCUUUCCAAAAUCUGUCGGCCGAAGCGCGCGGCCAGUGCCGGCAGAUGAUCAUCCAGCUCGUACUGGCGACGGACCUCGCCAAGCACGUGCAGCACGUCAACCACCUCAAGAGCAAGACGUACGGCACGACCGCCGAGACGCGGUACCUCGACGACGACUACACGAUGCGCACGCUUUUGAUGAUGGCCGACAUUGGUCGUCCUCUUUCUAUUGCCGUCGUCGUCCCACACUAACAGGUUGGAGUAGGCCACGCGAUGCAGCCGUUUGAGCUCCAUCACAAGUGGGCCAACCUCGUCCAAGAAGAGUUUUACCGACAAGGCGACCUCGAAGCGGCGCAGAAGCUCCCGAUCUCGCCGCUCUGUCAGCGCAAGGACGCGAGUGCGACCAAGUUUGCCAAGAGCCAACUGGGCUUUUUCGAGUUUAUCGUCAUGCCCCUCUACUCGAUCGCCGCGGCGGUCGUCGAGUUCACCGCCAUCCAAGACGUGGUUGACAACGUCGACGCCAACGCGGCUGCGUGGAGGAGGCAGGCCGACGCUGACGCCGCGGCCAUCCCAGACAAAAGUAGAUAGCAUCCAAGACGCGAAUAAAUAUCUCAUCUUUGCAGCCA